This is a messenger RNA of Paramormyrops kingsleyae, 7396 nucleotides long. It is a transcript of the gene pole, whose product is annotated as polymerase (DNA directed), epsilon. Gene Ontology annotation, cellular component: epsilon DNA polymerase complex; nucleus. Lineage: Eukaryota; Metazoa; Chordata; Actinopteri; Osteoglossiformes; Mormyridae. The record is from RefSeq and is a predicted model, not a curated record. Gene Ontology annotation, molecular function: single-stranded DNA 3'-5' DNA exonuclease activity; DNA binding; zinc ion binding. Gene Ontology annotation, biological process: leading strand elongation; DNA replication; base-excision repair, gap-filling.
UGAUCUCGCGGAAUUACAUGGAGCGCGCCAAUUUCUAUCUGAAAGUGAGGUGACACAAAACAGCGCGUUUUUCUUUAGUGACCGGCUAAAAGUCACAUAAAAACUGACGGCACAUGGCAGAAUUUUACGAGUGCAGUGUCAGCAUGGUAAAAAGAGAUAGAUACUGUUAAUGGUGUAUACUUUAAUGUAUGAGUUGACUUGCAUGUUUAUUUUUAAGCAUGUUAAUUUUCCAGAACUAGAGUGGACCUCCCGUGGGACAGUCAGCUGUAUGAGCUGAACAGAGUAUAUUUUUAAUUUUAAAAGCAUUAAGAUAAACCUUUCGGAUCUUCAAUCUAUCGAAAAUGGUUCUGCAAAACAGCGGAAGAUACAAACCAGAUCGUGGACAAGCAGGAGACCCUGAACAGCAGGACGAUGCGUCGUCCUUGUCAGCCGCCAAGCGGCUGGAGCGAAGCCGCUUCACCGAUGUGAUGGACGACCGCUUCGGCUUUGAGAGAAUGAAGGAGCCGGGAGAGAAGACUGGCUGGCUCAUCAAUAUGCAUCCGACUGAAAUCUUAGAUGACGAUAAGCGGCUGGUCAGUGCUGUGGACUAUUACUUCAUCCAGGAGGAUGGUAGCAGGUUCAAGGUGGCUCUUCCAUUCAGGCCUUAUUUUUACAUAGCUACCAAACAGAAUUGUGAGCGAGAAGUCAUCUCCUUCCUGUCUAAGAAGUUUCAGGGAAAAGCGGUAAAACUGGAGAUACUUCCUAAAGAAGAUCUGGACCUGCCAAACCAUCUGGUGGGUCUGAGGAGAAACUAUAUCAAGCUGUCCUUCAACACUGUGGAUGACCUUGUCAAGGUCAAGCGUGAGAUCUUACCAGCAGUGCGCAAGAAUCGGGAGAGGGAGAAGUCUAAUGAUGCCUACACCAGCAUGCUGUCAAGCGUCCUGGGCGGUGGAAGUGCGGCGGUCGUAGAUGAGGACGGCACAUCCAAGAAACUUUCUGACCAGAUGGACAAUAUUGUGGACUUGAGGGAGUAUGAUGUGCCAUAUCACGUCCGUCUGUCCAUCGACCUCAAGAUUCACGUGGCUCACUGGUACAAUGUACGAUACAGGGGAAGUUUGUACCCCCCUGAAAUUGUGAGGAGGGAUGAUCUUGUGGAGAGGCCGGAUCCAGUGGUUCUUGCCUUUGACAUAGAGACAACCAAAUUGCCUUUGAAGUUUCCUGAUGCCGAGACCGACCAAAUCAUGAUGAUCUCGUAUAUGAUCGAUGGACAGGGUUACCUGAUCACUAACAGGGAGAUCGUGUCUGAAGAUAUUGAGGAUUUUGAGUUCACCCCCAAGCCGGAGUAUGAGGGGCCCUUCACUGUGUUCAACGAACCAGAUGAGGCCGCUCUCAUUCAGAGGUGGUUUGAGCAUAUCCACGAGACUAAGCCCAAUGUCUUCGUCACGUACAACGGGGACUUCUUUGACUGGCCCUUUGUGGAGGCGAGAGCCGCUCAGCACGGGCUGAACAUGCACCAGGAUAUUGGCUUCCAGAAGGACAGCCAGGGCGAGUACAAAGCGAACCAGGCCAUUCACAUGGACUGCCUAAGGUGGGUGAAGCGAGACAGCUACCUGCCCGUGGGGAGCCACAACCUGAAGGCGGCGGCCAAAGCUAAACUGGGCUAUGACCCGGUGGAGCUGGACCCCGAGGAGAUGUGCCGCAUGGCCACUGAGGAGCCACAGACGUUAGCUACGUACUCUGUGUCUGAUGCAGUGGCCACCUACUACCUGUACAUGAAGUAUGUGCACCCCUUCAUCUUCGCUCUCUGCACCAUCAUUCCCAUGGAGCCGGAUGAGGUGCUCCGAAAGGGGUCUGGCACCCUGUGUGAGGCUCUCCUCAUGGUGCAGGCCUUCCAUGCUAACAUCGUCUUCCCCAACAAGCAAGAGCAGGUCUUCAACAAACUGACUGACGACGGGCAUGUGCUGGACUCAGAGACCUAUGUGGGAGGCCACGUGGAGGCAUUGGAGUCCGGGGUCUUCCGCAGUGACAUCCCCUGCCGCUUCAAAAUGAAUCCAGCUGCAUUCGACUACCUGCUACAGAGGGUAGAGCGCACUCUUCGUCAUGCUGUUGAAGAGGAAGAGAAGAUUCCCCUUAACCAGGUCCUCAACUUUAAUGAGGUCUGUGAGGAAAUAAAGAAGAAGCUGACCUCUCUGAAAGAAGUACCGAACCGGAUAGAGUGUCCACUCAUCUACCAUCUGGAUGUCGGGGCCAUGUACCCUAACAUUAUCCUCACCAACCGCCUACAGCCCUCUGCCAUGGUGGACGAGGCCACGUGUGCAGCCUGUGACUUCAACAAACCAGGAGCAAACUGCCAGAGGCGGAUGACAUGGCAGUGGAGAGGCGAAAUAAUGCCAGCUAGCCGCAGCGAGUUCCACCGCAUCCAGCAGCAACUGGAGUCAGAGAAGUUUUCCCCGCUCUUCCCCAAUGGCCAGCCACGGGCCUUCCAUGAACUAAACCGUGAGGAGCAGGCGAAGCAUGAGAAGAAGAGGCUGGCGGAUUAUUGUAGGAAGGCCUACAAGAAGGUCCACCUAACUAGGUUGGAAGAACGUGUGACGACCAUCUGCCAGAGGGAGAACUCCUUUUACGUAGACACUGUGCGUGCUUUCCGAGACCGCCGCUACGAGUUCAAGGGGCUACACAAGGUGUGGAAGAAGAAGCUUGCUUCGGCGCAAGACAGCGGCGAUGCCGCGGAGGUUAAGCGCUGCAAGAAUAUGGAGAUCCUCUACGAUUCGCUGCAGCUGGCCCAUAAGUGCAUCCUCAACUCCUUCUAUGGUUAUGUCAUGCGCAAGGGGGCUCGUUGGUAUUCCAUGGAAAUGGCCGGGAUAGUCUGCUACACUGGGGCCAACAUCAUCACGCAGGCCAGGGAGCUCAUUGAGCAGAUCGGGAGGCCCUUAGAGCUGGACACCGAUGGGAUUUGGUGUGUCCUCCCCAACACUUUUCCUGAGAACUUUGUCAUUAAGACCAGUAAUGAGAAGAAACCCAAGGUGACCAUUUCGUACCCAGGAGCCAUGCUGAACAUCAUGGUGAAGGACGGCUUUACCAACCACCAGUACCAGGAACUGGUGGACCCGGCUUCUCUGACCUAUGAGACACGUGCUGAGAACAGCAUCUUCUUCGAGGUGGACGGCCCGUAUCUGGCCAUGAUCUUGCCAGCUUCCAAAGAGGAGGGCAAGAAGCUGAAGAAGAGGUAUGCCGUGUUCAACGAGGACGGCUCGCUGGCUGAGCUGAAGGGUUUCGAGGUGAAGCGUCGUGGGGAGCUGCAGCUCAUCAAGAUCUUCCAGUCGUCUGUGUUUGAGGCCUUCCUCAAGGGCACCACGCUAGAGGAGGUGUAUGCUUCAGUGGCCAAAGUGGCGGAUUACUGGCUGGACGUGCUGUACAGCAAGGCGGCCAACAUGCCAGACGCCGAGCUGUUUGAGCUGAUCUCGGAGAACCGCUCCAUGUCCCGCAAACUGGAGGACUAUGGGGCGCAGAAGUCCACCUCCAUCAGCACCGCCAAGCGGCUAGCCGAGUUCCUGGGGGACCAGAUGGUGAAGGACGCCGGGCUGAGCUGCCGAUACGUCAUCUCCCGCAAGCCGGAGGGCUCGCCCGUCACAGAGAGGGCUAUUCCCCUGGCCAUCUUCCAGGCCGAGCCCAGCAUCAAGAAGCACUUCCUGCGCAAAUGGCUGAAGAUGCCCAGUCUUCACGACCUGGAUAUCCGCUCAAUCCUCGACUGGAAUUAUUACAUUGAGAGGCUUGGCAGUGCCAUUCAGAAGAUCAUCACUAUCCCAGCUGCCCUCCAGCAGGUGAAGAACCCAGUGCCAAGGGUUCGUCAUCCAGACUGGCUGCACAAGAAACUGCUGGAGAAGAACGAUAUCUACAAGCAGAAGAAGAUCAGCGAGCUCUUCACCAGCGAGGGCAAGAGACAGGUGGCCUCCCACCAGCCAGCGGUCGACGGCAGCCAGAAGUCGGGGGGUGUACCAGAUAUGGAGGACUUUGGGAUGCCACGGCGCCCCCUGCAGCCCGCCAUCCUAAUCAGCACCAAGCGCAAGCGAGUCUCCCAGGGUGAUGGCAGUCAGGUGGAGUCGCAGGAGCUGGAGCUCACCCAGUCCUGGAGGGAGAUCCUGGGGCCACCGCCGCCCAUGGGCACAACGCGGGAAGAGCACCUCAUCUGGCUCCGUUAUCACAAGAAGAAGUGGGAACUGCAGCUCCGCCAGCGGCGGGAACACCGGAAGCGCCGGCGGGUGGUGGAUGGGGGCUCCGUGCCUGCCGGGGGCGGGGUCAUCCGUGGGGGCAGAGCCACCACUGACCUGGGCACCUUCCUGCGGCGGACGGCCCGCAGCAUCCUGGACAUGCCCUGGCAGAUCGUGCAGAUAGCCGAAACCAGCCACCCAGGCCUGUAUAAACUGUGGGCCGUGAUUGGCAGCGACCUGCACUGCAUCAAGCUCAAUAUCCCGCGUGUGUUCUACGUCAACCAGAAGGUGCCCAAACAAGAGGAGGGGGCUGCCUACAAGAAGGUGAACCGGAUGCUGCCACGGUCAAACGCUGUCUACUACUUGUAUGAGUAUUCAGUACCGGAAGACAUGUACCAGCAGCACAUCAAUGAGAUUAACACGGACCUCUCGGCCCCUGACAUCGAAGGGGUCUAUGAGACCCAGGUCCCCCUGCUUUUCCGGGCUCUGGUGCAGCUGGGCUGCGUCUGUAUGGUCAACAAGCAGGCGGUUCGCAGCCUGGGUGGCCGGGAGAUUGACACCUAUGACCUGGAGCAUCUGGAGAUGAGGUCCCUUGCCCAGUUCAGCUACCUGGAGCCUGGCAGCAUACGGCAUAUCUACCUGUACCACCACUGCCAGGGCCAGAAAGCUCUCUUUGGCUUGUUCAUCCCAUCCCAGCGCAAGGCCAGCAUCUUCGUCCUGGAUACGGUGCGCAGCAAUCAGAUGCCCAACCUGAGUGCCCUGUACGGGGCCGAGCGCACAGCGCUCUUGGCGAAGACCAGCGAGGAGCUCCUCCCCCCUGAGAAACACACCUUCGAGGUGCGGGCCGAGAGCGACCCCAAGGCCAUCGACCGUGCUCUGCAGCGCCUCCUUCUAAACUACAAGGAGGAACGGCGUGGCCCCACCCUUAUUGCCAUACAGUCGAACCGGGAGCCGCGGCGGCUGGCAGCUGCCAUGCCGGUGCUGGAGGAGUUCCCGGUGGUACCAGUGCACGUGGUGGACGAGAUCAGCUACAGCGUGUUGGACUGGCAGAGGCACGGGGCCCGGCGCAUGAUUCGCCACUACCUCAACCUGGACAGCUGUCUGUCGCAGGCCUUCGACAUGGCCAGGUACUACCACCUGCCUGUGGGGAAUCUCCCCGAGGACGUGUCAAUCUUCGGCUCAGACCUCUUCUUCGCCCGGCACCUACGCAAACACAACCACCUAUUGUGGCUCUCGCCCACGGCACGGCCCGACCUGGGGGGCAAGGAGGCCGACGACAGCCGGCUGGUCAUGGAGAGUGAGGAGCGGGCCAACAUGGAGAUCAAUGCGCAUGGCUGUUACUCUACAGUGUGCAUGGAGCUAGACCUCCAGAGUCUGGCCGUGAACACCAUCCUGCAGUCUCAGCACGUCAACGACAUGGAGGGCGGAGCCAGCCUGGGCGUGAGCUUCGACGUCAUCCAGCAGAGCUCCCUGGAGGACAUGAUGGCAGGAAACCAGGGGGUCAGCACCGUCGCCAGCUACGACGAGACGGCCCUCUGCUCCAACACCUUCAGGAUCCUGAAGAGCAUGGUAGUGGGCUGGGUGCGGGAGAUCACGCAGUACCACAACGUUUACGCCGACAACCAGGUGGUGCAUUUCUACCGCUGGCUGUGCUCGCCCAGCUCGCUGCUGUACGACCCGGCGCUGCACCGGACCCUGCACAACAUGAUGAAGAAGGUCUUCCUGCAGUUAGUGGCUGAGUUUAAGCGCCUUGGCUCGUCUGUUGUCUACGGCAACUUCAACAGGAUAAUCCUGUGCACCAAGAAGCGUCGGAUCAGCGAUGCCGUCGCCUACGUGGAGUACAUCACCAACAGCAUCCACUCUCGUGAAAUUUUCCACUCUCUCUCAAUCUCCUUCUCCCGCUGCUGGGAGUUCCUGUUGUGGAUGGACCUGGCCAAUAAUGGAGGAGUGAAGGGGAAGCUCCCAUCCAGCAUCAUGUAUGACGAGGCUGGAAAAGCACAGAAGAAGCAGGAAAAUGAAGCCGGCAGUGAUGAUGAUGAGGAGGAGGAGGAGGAAGCUGCACCAGAAGAUGAGGGCGAUGGAGAAACUGAGGUGGAGGACCUGAUUGAGAGCAACUGGAACAUCAUGCAGUACCUUCCCCAGACAGCCUCUUGUCAAAAAUACUUUUUAAUGAUCAUAUCAGCUUACAUCGCGGCCGUCUAUCACAGCAUGAAGGAGGAGCUUAGGCGCAAUGCCCCUGGAGCCACACCUAUUAAACGGCGGGGAGGAAGCCAGAUUACCCAGCAGGCUGUGGGAGACUCCAGUGCCUUGCCUGGCAUGAUCACCUUCUCCCAGGAGUACGUGUCAAGCGAGCUGACCCAAAACUUCUUCACAAUCACCCAGAAGAUCCAGAAGAAGGUGACUGGCAGCAGGAGCGGGGCCAUGCCCUCUGAGAUGUUCCCCGUCCUGCCGGGCUCCCACCUGGCCCUCAGCAACCCUGCACUGGAGUUCGUCAAAUAUGUCUGCCAGGUGCUCUCCCUGGACGCCAACAUCACCAACCAGGUCAACAAGUUGAAGAGGGACCUCCUUAGACUGCUGGACGUGGGCGAGUUCUCUGAGGAGGCCCAGUUCCAUGACCCCUGCAGCUCCUACAUCCUGCCGGAGGUCAUCUGCCGCCACUGCAAUUUCUGCCGGGACCUGGACCUCUGCAAGGACCCAUCUGUGGCUAUGGACAGCUCCACGAUGCCCCAGUGGUUUUGCUCCAACUGCCAGGCCCAGUAUGAAACGGAAACUAUUGAGAUGAGCCUGGUUGAGGCUUUUCAGAAGAAGCUGAUGACGUACACAUUGCAGGAUCUGGUGUGUGCAAAGUGCAAAGGUGUGAAGGAAGCCAACAUGCCGCUGUACUGUAACUGCGCUGGAGACUUCAGCCUCAGCUACUCCUUGAAGAGCUUCUCGGAGCAAGUCCGUGUUUUCCGGAACAUCGCCACUCACUACAGCAUGAGCUUCCUUCAGGAGACCAUCGACUGGCUGCUGUGUAUGAGCCCCCAGCUGGGCAGACCAGUCUAGAACUUGCUGACUGAUUCUGCCGGCUGACCCGUUCCCCUCUCUCAAAGGCAUUUUGGCAGACCUGUGGGUUCAGGCUGGGUUCAUACAGAACCUCCAUGGUCUUAAAAAUGUGUCUCUUAUCUGUAUUUGUAUUAAAAUCAUCAAUAAAUAUAUUUGUACAUCUA